AUGGCAAGUUUAACACAGAUGACCGGCUUUUUUACAAAACAAAGAAAAAAAAACAAGACCUUCAAAAUAUCGUAUUUCUUUGUUGACUCUUAUGGCACAAUGUAUUAUCUAUCAAAUCUUGCACAAUUAAACUAUUAUAUUAAAAAUAGUAAUAGUGAAUUAGAUGUAUUAAAUGAAUUUACAUAGAUAAUCUCUAAAUUGGAAAGUUCAAAUGCUAUAACCAAAAUGUCUAUCCAAAAUUGCAGAAUCUCAGGAAUCAAAACAUUACAAGCAUACGAUAAUGUCCCAUUUUAUCAUCGCCAGCAUUUUGAACUCCAAAUUUCCUAAAAAAAUGUUAUCAAGGUCCUUCAAGUAUAUUCAACAAUUGAAGAUGAUAUUGAAAUAUUAUAGGAAGUGAUCAAACAAGGAUCACAAAAGCAAAGGCCUCAUUAAUAAUUGCAAUUAAAUUCAGAUGCUGAAAAGAAAAAUGCAUUUAUUGAGGAAAUUUUGCAAUUACUUAAAAAAUAUGAAGGAGAAGUCAUCAAUGUCAAUGCAAAUGAAAUACAAUAAGAUAGCAAACUAUAUUAUACAGGUUAGAUAGUGGAUGGAAAACCAGAAGGCUAGGGAACAUUAUUUUACAAUUUGGAAGGAAUUCAUUAUAAAGGGAGCUUUUAAAAUGGUAAAAAACAUGGAGUAGGUUAUAUUGCAAAUAGCAAUUUGGAUUAGAUAGAUUGUGAAUUUGAAUAUGAUAUUUUAACUGGUAUUUGA
This is a messenger RNA of Paramecium octaurelia, 747 nucleotides long. The record is from the annotation of a GenBank genome assembly. NCBI's taxonomy places the organism in Eukaryota, Ciliophora, Oligohymenophorea, Peniculida, Parameciidae.